This is a messenger RNA of Eremomyces bilateralis CBS 781.70, 1617 nucleotides long. RefSeq names its product phosphoglycerate mutase-like protein. The coding region runs from base 363 to 1187 and encodes 274 amino acids. The record is from RefSeq and is a predicted model, not a curated record. The transcript is spliced from 3 exons. NCBI's taxonomy places the organism in Eukaryota, Fungi, Ascomycota, Dothideomycetes, Eremomycetales, Eremomycetaceae.
GUUCAUAGGUACCUACCUUUCUUUCACCACAGCUCGUGAAAGCGGACAAGCGGAUUCAAGUCCGAAUGGAAAUAUCAUUUUCCCUCAGCGAACUUGAAAACUCGUGUGUCUUGCAGACUCCAUGUACUUAUACAUCCAGCGUUCUAGAGAAUCUCCAGCACUUCUCUCUUCAUUGCGUUCGUUGGAAUAUCAAAAUAUCAAAAACUGCCGUAACCUCGGAUCUUCUUUAGUCGCAACUCACAAGUGUAGUAUUACCACGAUUACUGGGUUCAAUCCAACAACAUCAAUCCAGUUCAGUCUCCAGUUCAUUGUACCUCUAGUACCUUUGCGCGAAUUCUGCCUCGAAGACAACUAGAAGAAGGAUGGUUCUCGAAGUUAUCUAUAUUGUGAGGCACGGUUACCGGUCCAACUGGUCCGUGAACCACGAAACCGGAGUCUAUCACUCCUCCGUCCCAACGCCCACGGGGAUUCCAGCUGAUCCAGCACUAUCAAGCUAUGGCGUCGACCAGUCCAAGCAGCUCGGCGAUAAAUUACUUAGCAUAGACCCGCCCGUGGAUGUCGUCUACUCGUCGCCAUGGUACCGUUGUAUCCAGACGAUCAAACCUGCGAUCGACAAAUGGGCUGCUGCGGGCGGGGCAAAGAAAGUUCGGGUAGAGAACGGCGUAGGGGAGUUCUUUGGGGAAGCACGAUUCGAGCAUCCGUCCCCAGCCCCAGUAGAUGAGCUAGAGGUCCACUUCCCAGAUAUCAUGGACCGUUCUUACACUCCUGUUGCGCGUCCGUCUACGAACGGCGAAUCUACUAUGGGACUGCACAACCGUGCCGCCUACGCAUUAGCCCGCAUCAUCUCCGACCUUGACCGUGAUCCGAAGGGACCCAAAUCCGUGGUGAUCUGCACGCAUGCCGCCUUCAUCAUUGCGGCGGGACGAGCGCUGACGGGUCUGAUGCCCGCAGAGCCAGAGGAGCACGAUUUCUCCUGUUACACAUGCGGUCUGUCGAUGUUUGUGAGGCGGACUAAUCACCCAACAGAGGCCGGGGUGAAGGCACCGGUCGCGGAGUGGGAUCCGAAGGACCCGGAGAACAUUCCGGAGCUGGAUUGGAUAGGGGGGAAAGGAGUUGGCGGAGGGUGGGACUGCGUCCAUAAUUCGGACUGCAGUUUCCUCAAAGGCGGUGAGGAGAGAGGCUGGUGAGUGAUCUUAAGCACGUUUUCCUUUACCCCGUCAAAGUCUAUUAUUGCGGCCAUCUUGUGAUCGGAGCGAGAUCGCUGUUCAGAGAUUUAAUCGCGAGCAUUAGGGACUUCUCGAUGGAGGCCAAGAUGGCGGCGAAGCCCGUCGCGAUUGUUGCCGAAAUUGACCCUUCCAUAUCUCCUUGAUUUUGCCGACUGGCUGGGGACGACACGCUCAUACUUCAAACCCAUUCAGGCACUUCUCCGGCGACGAAUCGUUUCUGCAGGACCCGAACGCUUUUAACGAUGCGCAGAACGCGGCGGCGGCGCCAACGGCAGGGAAUGUGUUCGUGUAUGGGGAUGGGGAUGCGGGAGUUAGCUGGAAGGGGCCGAAGCUGUAGCAGGGAGUUCGGAGUAACUGGAAUCAAUAGCAUAGACGAGGGAAUGAUAUAAUU